This is a messenger RNA of Owenia fusiformis, 3824 nucleotides long. The record is from the annotation of a GenBank genome assembly. Lineage: Eukaryota; Metazoa; Annelida; Polychaeta; Sabellida; Oweniidae.
GUCCAAGAUGUCAGCUUCCAUGUAAAAAACAAAGCAAACGAUGUAAAUCUUAAAAUAAUUGUCACCAACAUAUUCAAUAAUUGAAUCAGACCCAACAUUAGCGGAUAAACAUGUCUGAUGAUGAUAGUGGUGUCCACAGACUCCAAGGCUCAGAGCCACAAAAAGGCGGCCUUGUUAUAAUGAAAAAAGGUCCAUCGUCAGAUUCCGUUAAACAUACAUUUAAACUCCCACAAACUUCAGUUCUUGGCCUUGAUCGGCUUGCAGCGAUUAAACGUAAGCAGGCCCAGGAUGAGGAUUUAGCUAAACGCUCCAAAGUAACGUCAUAUAAUGAUACUGAGGAUGAUGUAGAGUAUGAUAGGGAGAAUAGGAAAUCUGAUAAAGAUUACAAAGAAAGACACUACCGUUCCUCUAGAGUUGAGACUCCUUCUCAUACAGGGGGCGUUAGUGAUGCUUACAAAGACCGCAAAGAUAGCAAACAGCGUCAAGAGAGAGAAAAGGGUGUAUAUGCAUCAAGUAAAGAAAAACAUAAAAAGCAUAAAAGUGAUAAAAAAGACCGUAGAAGGGACAGGGAAAGAGAUGAUAGGAGUGAAAGACGUCGCCACCAGGACAAGUCUGAAAGGCGCAGAGAGAGAGAUUGGGAGGAAACUCCAUCUAGGAAGAGUGACAGUGAAUAUGACACACCCUAUAUUAAAUACAAACCUAGAGAUACUCCUUCAAGAGAAAUCUGGGAUGACGAUGACCCAACACCCCCAAAGAAAUCAAGUUGGGAUCUUCCAACUCCAUACAGCAGUUCAAGUGGGAGAGUUGGUGAUAGAAGUGAGAGAUCAUAUAGGGGUGAGAGGAGUGAUAGAAGCAGCAGAUCAAGGGAUGACAGGAGUGAAAGAAGGUUCAGAGACAGUGACCGUCAUAGUAACAAAGAUAAAACAAGAGAUAGGAGGAAGAUUGAUGACACACCCCUUCCCACCCCAACCCACAAAUACAACACUUGGGCAGACAAUAGAAAGAAAAUACAGUAUACGCCAAGAGAUAAGGAUGAAGGAGAUGUUAAAGAGGGCGAAUUUAAAACUGAAGAAGAUCAGUAUGAAUGGGAACAAGAACAGAAGAGACUUGAUAGAGAAUGGUAUGGGUUGGAUGAGGGCUACGAUGAUGACCACAACCCAUUCUCUGGCACAUCUGACGCAUACACACAAAAGAAAGAAAAGCAAAUGGAAGAAAGAAAGAAGAAGAAAAUGUCAGAAAGAGCUCGACAACAUCAUCGAGACAACGAAAAGUGGGAGACCAACAGGAUGUUACGCAGUGGAGCUGUUACGCAAGUUGAUUUUGAUGAGGAUUUUGAGGAAGAAAAUGAAGCAAGAGUCCAUCUGUUGGUACACAAUAUAGUUCCACCAUUCCUUGAUGGGAGGACUGUCUUCACCAAGCAACCUGAACCUGUGGUCCCAAUCAAGGAUCCGACCUCUGACCUUGCAGUUGUAGCCCGUAAAGGCUGCGCUGUUGUCAGGAAGCACCGUGAGUUGAAAGAAGCCAAGAAAGGCCAGGGCAAGGUGGCUGAAGUGGCUGGGACAAAUAUUGGGGAUAUCAUGGGGAUAAAGAAAGAGGAAGAAAAAGAUGUAAAGGUUGAUGAGCAUGGAGAUGUGGAUGGGAGGUCAGAGCACAAGUUUGCUGACCAUAUGAAAGAUAAAAAUGAAGCAAUGAGUGAGUUUGCACAGAAAAAAACAAUAUCACAGCAGCGUCAGUAUCUACCUAUAUUUGCAGUCAGACAAACAUUACUGAAGAUUAUCCGAGAUAACAGUAUCGUAGUUGUAGUAGGAGAAACAGGCUCAGGAAAAACAACUCAAUUAACACAGUACCUACACGAGGAUGGCUAUUCCAAAUUUGGUAUGAUUGGUUGUACGCAGCCACGUAGAGUGGCGGCAAUGUCUGUGGCAAAAAGAGUCUCUGAGGAGAUGAAAGUCAACCUGGGAGAUGAAGUUGGAUACGCUAUACGAUUUGAGGACUGCACAAAUGAGAAAACCAUGAUAAAGUACAUGACAGAUGGUAUCUUGUUGAGAGAAUCAUUGCGAGAGAGUGACCUUGACAACUACAGUUGCAUCAUAAUGGACGAGGCUCACGAGAGGUCGCUUAACACUGAUGUACUUUUUGGACUUCUUAGAGAGGUGAUAUCUCGGAGGCAAGAUCUCAAGCUUAUAGUAACUUCAGCCACAAUGGACUCAGAUAAGUUUUCUGAGUUUUUUGGAAAUGUUCCUGUUUACUUGAUUCCUGGAAGGACAUUCCCAGUUGAUGUUUUCUUCAGUAAGAACACAGUGGAAGAUUAUGUUGAUUCUGCUGUAAAGCAAACUCUGCAGGUUCACCUCCAGGAUCUACCAGGGGAUAUACUUGUGUUCAUGCCAGGCCAAGAGGAUAUUGAGGUCACAUGUGAGCUACUUGAAGAGAGGCUGAAAGAGUUGGAUGAAGCCCCAGAACUGUCUAUAUUACCCAUAUACUCCCAGUUACCCAGUGAUUUACAAGCCAAGAUAUUCCAGAAAUCACAAGGAGGGAUUAGGAAGGUUAUUGUUGCAACUAACAUAGCAGAGACAUCUUUAACAGUUGAUGGAAUACAGGUGGUGGUAGAUGCAGGGUACUGUAAACUGAAGGUGUUUAAUCCUAAAAUUGGUAUGGAUGCUCUACAGGUGUUUCCAAUCAGUCAGGCUAAUGCCAACCAGAGGUCUGGUCGCGCAGGUCGCACAGGACCAGGUAUGUGCUACAGACUGUACACUAACAGACAAUACAAAAAUGAGAUGUUAACUUCUUCAGUACCAGAGAUACAACGUACAAACCUUGCCAAUGUUGUACUGCUGUUGAAAUCACUGGGUGUACAAGAUUUACUGCAAUUCCAUUUUAUGGACCCACCCCCUCAGGACAAUAUUCUCAACUCAAUGUAUCAGCUGUGGAUCCUUGGUGCUUUAGACAACACAGGGGCAUUGACGAGUAUGGGACGUCAAAUGGUAGAGUUCCCGCUGGACCCAGCUUUGUCUAAACUACUCUUAGUGUCUGUUGAUAUGAAUUGCAGUGAUGAAGUACUGACUAUUGUGGCCAUGUUAUCAGUUCCCGCCAUUUUCUACCGUCCAAAGCAACGUGAGGAAGAAUCUGAUGGAGCAAGAGAAAAGUUCCAAGUACCAGAAAGUGAUCAUCUCACUUUUCUAAAUGUCUACCAGCAAUGGAAAAGAAACAAAUAUUCAUCCAGUUGGUGCACAGAGCACUUUGUCCACGUGAAGGCGAUGAAAAAAGUGAGAGAAGUGAGAAGCCAACUGAAGGAGAUCAUGGAACAACAGAAGAUGGACCUCAUAUCUACUGGCAAUGAGUGGGACGUCAUCAGGAAAUGUAUUUGUUCAGCAUAUUUCCACCAAGCAGCUAGGUUAAAGGGCCUUGGGGAGUAUGUAAACUGUAGAACAGGAAUGCCUUGCCAUCUUCACCCCACCUCUGCCCUUUUUGGCAUGGGUUUCAAUCCAGAUUAUAUAGUCUACCAUGAGUUGAUCAUGACAGCCAAAGAAUACAUGCAGUGUGUAACAGCAGUGGAUGGACAUUGGUUGGCUGAGCUGGGCCCUAUGUUUUAUAGUGUGAAAGACUCAACUAAGACCAGGCUUGAGCGUAAGAAGCAGGCUGUGCAGGAGAUGACCGAAAUGGAAGAGGAGAUGAGAAAGGCAGAGGAACAGAUCAGAUUGAGGAAGGAGGAAAGAGAGGAACAACAGAAAGGUGGCAUGUCAUCAAAACAAGUAAUUGUGACACCUGGUGCUAGAACUCCUGGUCCUUCCACACCGAGACGUACUCCUGCUAGAAAGGGACUUUAA